Aaosphaeria arxii CBS 175.79 is the source of this 963-nucleotide messenger RNA. RefSeq lists its product as uncharacterized. Lineage: Eukaryota; Fungi; Ascomycota; Dothideomycetes; Pleosporales. Bases 96 to 599 code for a protein of 167 amino acids. The transcript has a single exon. The record is from RefSeq and is a predicted model, not a curated record.
UCGCCCUGGCUGUAAUCAGUCAUGGAGUGUUCUUCGCACAUGCGUGACGAAGGCGCAUCGUCGAAGGGACACGAUGGCGAUCGGCUGGACAUGGAAUGCGGUACCGUCCGGUAUCGUCCAUGGCUCUACGCGGUGUGCUUCGUACAGAAUGCCAGGGAAGUAGGUGGGAGAAGGACACAAGACAGGCACACACAGGACAAGUAGGUCAGGACGGACCGUCAGGUAAGGUAAGGGUAAGGUACUGUAAGACCAGAGAAGCAACGAAGCUUAAGCCCAGCACGCGCCUACGGACCCAAUACCCACAAAUCUGCACUCUUCUCCAUCCAUCAUCUACAAAUUCGUAUCCAGACAAUCUUCCCAGUAUCCAUCCCAUCAUCCACUCACCUACUCCACUCCACUCCACUCACACCAACCCAUGUCAGCUCCCCCUUGCCCAAACACACAGACGAGCAAAUCAAAAGAAAAAAGGGAACCCUAGCAGGAGCAACAGGAGCAGCAUGAUGAUGUCCGGCCCGCCACUAAUGAUUUGUUCGGUUGGUUGGGGGCCAUCCCCUUCCCUUAUUGUACAGCCCUUACAGUUUCCAACCGCAGCCACGUGAAACGAUUUGGAUGGCUGAACCAGCGCCACACCUCGCGACCUGAUCCAGGGGCUGCGCGUCAUAAACGAGCGGAUGUGCCGAGAAGCGAACGCGUCGUGAUUCUGUUCCGCUGUCUGGUCACUCUGUUGGGCUGUCUGUCUCUGCCAUCUGGCUGUCCGUCUGCUCGCUGCUCCGGGGUUCCUCACCGUAUCUUAAGUUAUAACCGCCGUCUACUUUAUUGCCCUCCUCACUCUCUCGCUGGUUCUCUUGACUCGAUCUCCCACCCAUCGGCAUAAUAAUGCUUGUCAAUUCAACUAAUUACCCCGUUAUCGCUCACUUAUGCCAUUUCCUAUUAGACUUUACGAUACGGAGUACUCGAGAACAG